Ooceraea biroi (clonal raider ant) is the source of this 741-nucleotide messenger RNA. RefSeq lists its product as uncharacterized. NCBI's taxonomy places the organism in Eukaryota, Metazoa, Arthropoda, Insecta, Hymenoptera, Formicidae. The record is from RefSeq and is a predicted model, not a curated record.
UAUAAUAAAUAUUUGUUGAGUUAGCAUAAAAGUAGUGUACGCGCCGUUACUGACCCGCCGUAUGAUACGUACGCCACGUAUUAUUGUAUUUACUAAAACUUGUUAAUUUUAUUAGCGUAUGCUCUUCCGGUAACGUUGUUCAACUGUUGAGUCCGCUGUGCAGCCAGGAUAGUGCUCUUCGUUUCGACAGUGUUUACAGUUACGCAUUAUAAAUGGAUCCUUCAUUAAGGAAGAAGCUCCGGACAGUUAAUUGUAAUUGUCCAUAUGUCGUUUAUUUUCGAAUAAAUGACCAGAAAUCGUUUUGCGUUCACAGUCGCUCUUUAUCCGACUAUCUGUUGUUAAUAUAUGACGAUCAACGCACAGUAAAUUAUAUUCAAGGCCUGAUCACAUCGGGCAGGAUAAACAAUGCGGAUGAAGACAUUAAUAUCAUAUCACAGUCAAAGGACAAUGUGAAUUUGUACAUUGAGUCUCUCAACUUGUCAUUACUGCAUUUGGAGGAAAGCCAAACACUUCAGGAAGCGGUACUCUUAGAAGAACUUAAGGCUCUUCCAGAUAUCAAUGUUAAUGAAGCAAGUAGAUCCUCUUUCCUUAAGCAUACAAGAACAAAUUUUCAAUUCCAAGUUGGGAACUUCAGUUGGGUUACUGCAGCGGUCGCAGUCCUCGUCUUUAAUUGAUGUUCCAAUCUGUUGUAAAACAUCGUCCAUAAUGGAUACACUGCCACCUGAUUGCUCAAAACAGCCA